Messenger RNA from Asterias rubens (European starfish), 2435 nucleotides. RefSeq lists its product as uncharacterized. Lineage: Eukaryota; Metazoa; Echinodermata; Asteroidea; Forcipulatida; Asteriidae. The record is from RefSeq and is a predicted model, not a curated record. Bases 140 to 652 code for a protein of 170 amino acids. The transcript is spliced from 6 exons.
ACACACUAACACAGUACAGUCAUCACAAUAGGACUGCAGGCGACUUCGGAUUGCUUCGUUCUGAGAUACAUGUACGUUCUUAUAUUCCGUUCCAAAACGCAAAACUUCCAAACAGUUGGUGGAGGGUUAAGACAGCAAAAUGGCUAUUUUGGAUCAGCAUUGCUUCUGCUGUGUACCACUACGCAAGGGAACACUGUUUUCAACCAUUUUAUUCCUGCUGGUAUCAGGAGCUACAGCUCUACUCUACAUCUGGGGUCUUCUCCUACUCCUCCAGCGUGGUAAUGAGUUUCAGACAUCUGCUCUCCGUGAUUCCAUUUUGGUUCUGCUCUACCUAGUGAUUGGUCUACAUGGCGUUGUCAUGGUGUUCAUCUCAAUCGUCUUGUUCAUUGGAGCAUUUUGCUACAGCGCAGGGUCUGCGGCAUUCUUCAGUGUUGUCUUGGCCAUCGGUACAGUGUUUGAACUUGGAUGUAUUAUCUACCUAGGGGUCAUCACUGAGGACCAACUCCAGGGACUGGCUAAUGAGCCUUACUUCCUCUUCUUACUGGUCUGGUAUGUCCUUAGAGCCAUCUGGAAUAUUCACCUUGUGAUUGCCAACUGGUCUCUGUAUCAACACUUCAACUCCAAAGCUGGAAUGUCUCGUGAAGGACAAUAGAUCAUCCACACCAAGAGGGCUACCUCAAUGUCUCGCGAAGGACAAUAGAUCAUCAAUACCGAGAGGGCUCCCUCAAUGUCUCGCGAAGGACAAUAGAUCAUCCACACCGAGAGGGCUCCCUCAAUGUCUCGCGAAGGACAAUAGAUCAUCCACACCGAGAGGGCUCCCUCAUCUACAAAAGGCAUCUACAGGAAUUGUUCUAUUACAGUCCUAUAUUUUUGUUCUGACUAAAACUGUGAAGAAAAAAAACUGGUAGAACUACCGCCGCAUUCUUUUUAAAAUCUACAUGUAAUUGGAAAGCAAAUACAUGUUUACCCUUGUUUACAUACGUGUCAAGUACCCAGAUUUAAAAUCUACAUGUAAUUGGAAAGCAAAUACAUGUUUACCCUUGUUUACAUACGUGUCAAGUACCCAGAUUUGAAAAAAAUUAACAAUGCCUUGAAGACUGUUUGCACAACAUUCGUAAGAUUAAUGAACUUAAUUGUUUGAAAACCUAAUUGGUUUGUACUCAUUUGUUUUUAUUUUUAUUUCCUUUUUUUCACUAAGUUCAAAUCAUGAAACUACAGUGUGGGGUACAACUAGUUCAAGGUCCCUCGGUUAAAGCCUACAACGUCUACCACUAGUUCACUCAAACUGUAUACCAAGGCUGACAUUUUCAAACAACUCAGUUUUUUUGUAAGUGAUAAAUAAGUAUAAGAAUCAUCCUCUAGAAGUCGUUAACAUUUUUCUUGGUUUUGGAUAUAAUAUUAUAAUAAUCUGUAGCUAAUUGUAAUUACAAAGUGUAUUCUUUUAUGAUAUAAAAACCUGAAAUAAGUUGGGGCAGACUUUGUACAUGUUUAACAAGUUAAUGUCUGUGUGUACUGUAGUUGGGAGAAGAAGUUAUUUCAUUAAUCAUUCUGGGAGUAAGCUGGUAUAUGUACAUGCGCAUAAGCAAAAGGUAAUUAAUUGUUCUGCGUGCAAAUGUUCAAACUGGGCACACAAUACUUAGAAUAAACAAUAAAAUAGUGUGAUGACGUCAAAGGGAAUCAAACAACAAGCAUGUAUAGUUAUUUUAUGGUUGUAGCAUCAUUUUCAAAAAAAAAGAACUCAAUUUAGUUGACAAUUAGCUGUUGGUGGGGGGGGGGAGCUGAACAUGCCACUACAUUCCUCUUGUUGAAGCAUAGAGGCUAAAUACUCUGCGACAAAGCAUAUACAUGUAGUGUUUGAAAAAUGUCCGAAAAUAGAGGGGGAUCAUCAGACUUUCCAAUGAGAUUUAAUUCAGCCAACAUAUAUUAAUCCUCAUAAUCAGUAAAUGAAAAUCUUUAUUGACCACAUGUUUAAUGAGAAGGACAAUAUUGUACGCAUUUUGACUUGAUUUGUAUUUCUAUCAGAGCAACUUAAAGGAACAUACUGAAUUGGGUAGAAAUGGAAUGGUCUAAUGCUGGUAGAAAACAUCCCUUCAAAUAUAUCUGUCUAAAAUGUCAAAUUGAAAGAGAAAUAAUAAAAACUUGUUUGCUGUUAGAAGUUGAUUGCUCAGUGAGUAUUUAAUUCAUUUUUUAAAGCAAUGUUAUAUAUAUGCAAAAUGUGUUAUUAUUAGCGACAAAAACAAAACAAUUUUGGAAUGCUCCUUUAAACAGCAGCUUACCAAAGUAGUUGUAUUUCAAUAAUGCAUCCUGAGCUUAACGCCUAAUUGAUCCACAUUAAAUUGUACAUGUAGCUUAUUAAUAUUUAAAACCUCAUGUCUGAAAUUUAUUAUAUAAUGCAUUUGGCUGAGACUAUUAAAAGUGUAGAUAGAUAAAAUUAA